UAUUUCUAGUCUGAUUUGCACGUGGAAAGUCCGUGGUCACAGGGAAGAAGGUAGGUAUGCCGUUCAAGAAUACCUACACUACAUUUGACGAUGUUGAAUGUGGGUUAGUCUCCAUUCAUGAUGGCUUUUGUCUUCCUCUUUAUCUCGAGAAAUGCCAAGUUUUCGUCGAGGUUAUAAACCAUAUUGGACACUACACUAUAAAACAGAGCUAUGUGAACUUGAUGGAUGAUACACUGGAAGCUACUUACAUUUUCCCUAUACAAGAAGGCGGUGCUGUACAUUAUUUCACUGCUGAGAGUAACGGGGUUUUGAUUGAGGGAAAAGUGAAAAAGAAGGGUGAUAAUGCGACAGCUUCAGAUAUUGAUGAAGAUGAUCUGGCUAUGGGGGACAACAGAACUGCUUUUCUUUUGACAGAGUUUAAACCUGAUCUUUACCAAUUAGCUUUGGGGGAACUUGCGCCGAACAGUAUCACGGUUAUUGAGUUGAAAUACGUUUGCGAGCUACCAAUAGAGAAUAACGCGGUGAAGCUCAGCAUACCAAAUACAGUUGCUCCACAGUAUUCUAGUCCGCCCAAUGAUUGUGCUGAGAAGACAGCUGCUGAUCAGUUGGUAGACCUGGAUAAAGCGUUAGAUGUGGAGAUAACAAUGAAAGUUCGCCAAACUGUAGCAUUUAAUACAGAAGCUGACCCGCAUGAAAUAGAAUUUGUCGCCGGAGACGCUGUGGACGAGGAUGGUUUUUAUUUCAGCACGGGCUCUUUGACUCUGGAGCGCACAGCCUUUGAAGAGGAACAGAUAGUAUUUGUAAGCACUGUGACAGGGAAAUCUUUCGGUGCCCGGAUAUUGAUUGAGGAGACGAGUAAGGGUGAGGUUGCAGCUAUGGUGACACUGGUUCCUGAGUUCCCUGCUGUCGACUAUCAGUCUGAGAUGAUCUUCCUUGUUGACCGAUCAGGUUCUAUGAUGGGGCGGAGUAUCGAGAAAGCGAAGGAAGCCCUCCACAUCUUCCUAGCCUCCCUUCCUUCAGAUUGCAUGUUUAACAUCUGCAGCUUCAACGCUAGUUUCGAUUUCUUGUUUGAGUCAGUUCAGCCGUACAACGACAAAACUCUGGCGGACGCUCGAGCUUACACUGAUAACAUGAGAGCAGGUGGAGGCACAAGGGUUUAUGAGCCGUUGGAAACGAUCUUCAAACAGAAAGUUGGGGACGGAUGUGAGCGACAGAUAUUCGUUCUAACUGAUGGUCAUGUGUCAAGACCAUCGGAGUCGGUGGAGAUGGUUGGAAAGUACAAAAAGGAAGGGCGAGUGUUCACUUUGGGUAUCGGAGAGGGGGCCUCUAGAGAACUGGUUAACGGUUUGGCUCGAGCUGGUAAAGGUGUUGCACUAUUUGUCACCUUAGCUGAAGAUUUGAAAGACAAAGUUCUAGAUUUACUGAGUCGGUCUCUCCUUCCUGGUCUGUCCAACAUUACCUUCGAUUGGUUAUCUGACAUGAAACCUCAGAAGAGCAUUCUUUCUAUCUUCAAGACAGGAAAUCCAGACGUAGGAACUGUGAUGAGUCUAGGAGAGAAAUCCGCCCCCAAUCCCAUUCCUCACGGCUUUUCAUCUCAGCUGUCUAUCGUAUAUCAGAGUUUGGAGUUUGGAAACCUGCCUGUGGGCCUCCGCAUAUCUGGAACUGGUCCAAAUGGGGAUGUUAUGCUUGUGGUCAACCUCGACACUACUAAAGUUAUGAAGAGCGAAUUACUCCAUAAACUCAUGGCCAGAAGGAUGGUCAAAAUGUUAGAGGAGGACGAUUCAAUGUCAAACGACGCGCACGUGCAGACUAGAAUGACGAACCUGGGAACCAACUAUAACAUCACCAAUAAGUGGUGCUCCAGUGUCUCCACUGGUCAGUUUGGAACCGCUGUUAAACGAGCACCAGUGGCAGAUGAAGCGAGUGGUGCAUCUUUAGGGGAAGCCAGCUUCAUGGCCGCACCUCCGGGAAUGGUGAAGUCGUCCCCUAACUUGGGCUACAAGAAAAAGGGGGGAUUGUUUGGCGGUGCAGUAAAAGGAAACAAACAAUUUAAACGAAGUGUUGGGUCUGCACCUUCGUUUGAUGCCCCGCAGAACAGGUCCCAAGUUUCCAACACACGGUGGGCCAAGAGCAAGAUGAUGAGCUCCCCAUCAUCUGCACCCCAAAUAAGUCAGAAGACUAAAAUGGUAAAUCGAUUUAUGACUCAGAGUGCUGCACCGCAGGCUGCUAAUCAGAGUGCUCCACGCGGUGCACCGCUGGCUGAUUGUGCGCGGAUCUCUGGUGGUUCAAGCCUCUCUUCUGAAGACGACGACGCAGACGCGAGUCUGAUAUACGUUCCACCAGCUAACAUAGGCAAAGUGAGAGAUGAGAUGCUGAUGGGAUUCACUGUCCUACAAAAAACAGACGGUUCCUUCUCCUUCGGGCCUGCUUUUGUUAAAGACCUCAACAUGAAAGAUGCAGAUGUGGAUACAGGCUCUACACAACUGGGUAUAAGUAAAGAGCUUCUAUUGACCCUGAUCGUAGUGAUUUAUCUUCGGUCUGCCAUGGCUAGUAGGAAGAGCUCUUGGAGUCGGAUCGGGGAGAAAGCAGACGGGUUUAUCGCAGCUAACAUUGGGGAAACUGACCUUUCUAAAUUGGAGUUCGAAGUUCAGAGAUUUAUGGAUAGAUUUGUUAAGCAGGGACGUAGCAGCGUUCUCUUCAAAGGGUACAAGCAGAGAAAGUAAAGAAAGAAAUAGCUUCUAAAGUUUAUUCACUGAAGAUAUGUGUACAACAGGGUGUUCAUAGCGUUGUCAAACACAAUCGAUGAAACCUUUGCUAUGAUCGGAUCACAUUUUUUAAUAGGUUCAUUUAUAAAUUGAAUUUAUGUAGUUUUAAGACGGACUAUCAUUGUAGCUUGAACAGUUGAACUUUUCAUCGCCAUAUUCCCACACUUAUUAGUUUGUGAUGUUUAUAUUACGAUUUUCUUUUGUUUCAAUGUUGAAGUAAUAGUUUUGAAUAUUGUUUACGUUACUUUUGCUUGUUUUUAAUUGUAAAUUUCUUACAAUAAGUUGUUUGUUUAGACUUUUAAGAUUAGACUUAUAUAUAUUAAUUAAUUGACAGAAACAUAUUGUAAUUUAGUUAGAGGUUAACGUUAUAAAACUAAAAGUAUAAAGAUUAUGCUGUCGUUAAAUGGCUAGGCUGUGUUGUACUUGAUUGACGAUGUCAACCCUUCCAGAUUGUUGCUCUGCAUCGCAGAGCAACGAUCUCGUCGAUGCGAAGCAAGAAUGAUAGUUUGCGCGGCGCGUCGAAGUGGCGUCCUCCAAGUGUUAUUAUUAAUUGUACUUGUUUGUUACGAUUAUUGUUGAUUUCGUUUGAGAAUGUUCUUUGAAUUAGAAAUUUAUUUCCGAAUAG
Messenger RNA from Bolinopsis microptera, 3390 nucleotides. RefSeq names its product von Willebrand factor A domain-containing protein DDB_G0292740-like. Bases 57 to 2723 code for a protein of 888 amino acids. The record is from RefSeq and is a predicted model, not a curated record. The transcript is spliced from 20 exons. NCBI's taxonomy places the organism in Eukaryota, Metazoa, Ctenophora, Tentaculata, Lobata, Bolinopsidae.